AUGUUCACCGAUGAAAGUCUCGAAAUCGCUCUAAACCUUGUUGAAAAUGACCUCAAAGACCUGGAGGACCGACUGAAAGAAAAGCAAGCAGCUGAAGAGCAAGCUGACCUCAAAGCAUCGAUCAUUAGCACAAGGAAUAACAUGCACACGCUAAAAGCCCUCAUUCGAGACCGUGCUCAGAGCCAAGGUACGAGCACGGCAAUUGGUUUGGACCAGAACAUUCCACAGUCCAUCCAGGAAGAGGAGACGAUGGCUCAACGAGAUCAUGAACAUGCGCCCAAGGAUGACAACCACAGUUCUUCACUCCCCAACCCCUCCCAAGACGAUCUUGGUGAUUCCACCUCCGCGAUCGUGAACGAUCCGAUGGCCCGAAUGACGCUCACCGACAAGCCGAAUAACGAUAAUGGCGAGGUCUCGUCGAAGGUCAAGUCCAGGGCCUUCUGCGCCGCAUGCAUGGACACAUUCGGCGAGCACGACACCUUCAAAAACCCUUGUGGUCAUAGCUUCUGUCACACCUGCACACGCAAGCUAUUCAUGGACGCGAUGAGAGACGAACAGCUCUACCCCCCUCGCUGCUGCGGCCACACGAUCCCUCUCGACGAACCACACCUCAUACUCACGGAUCGAGUGUAUUGCGCCGCACCGACCUGCUCGAAAUUCAUUCCGCCGUGUGAUUUCAUAGCUGACCACGGCUUUUGUACGCGGUGCCUUGAACGGACCCAUCUGGCCUGCCGCUCGCUGGAGCAUCCGCGGGCUAAUUGCCCCUAUGAUCUGCCUCUGCAAGCUGUUAUUGCCAUGGCUCAGGAGAAACAAUGGCAAAGAUGUUUCCGCUGCCGUACCAUGGUCGAGCUUAGCCAUGGCUCUCUUCAUAUGGUGUGUCGAUGCGGUCACCAGUUCUGCUACGUCUGCGGUCAAGAGUGGAAAACUUGCCAUUGUCCACGAUGGACCGAAUAUGAGCUACAUCAUGUUGCGAAUGAGGCGGGCACCAGCAAGCCUUGA
Molecule: messenger RNA, 999 nt
Organism: Aspergillus steynii IBT 23096
Lineage: Eukaryota; Fungi; Ascomycota; Eurotiomycetes; Eurotiales; Aspergillaceae
Product: RBR family RING finger protein
Exons: 4
Coding region: 1-999 (332 amino acids)
Biological process (GO): ubiquitin-dependent protein catabolic process; positive regulation of proteasomal ubiquitin-dependent protein catabolic process; protein polyubiquitination
Cellular component (GO): cytoplasm; ubiquitin ligase complex
Molecular function (GO): ubiquitin conjugating enzyme binding; ubiquitin protein ligase activity; zinc ion binding
Source: RefSeq, a predicted model, not a curated record